Messenger RNA from Diceros bicornis minor, 1500 nucleotides. RefSeq names its product ribonuclease P and MRP subunit p25 (gene RPP25). Gene Ontology annotation, cellular component: ribonuclease MRP complex. Gene Ontology annotation, biological process: tRNA 5'-leader removal. Gene Ontology annotation, molecular function: RNA binding. Bases 184 to 825 code for a protein of 213 amino acids. NCBI's taxonomy places the organism in Eukaryota, Metazoa, Chordata, Mammalia, Perissodactyla, Rhinocerotidae. The transcript has a single exon. The record is from RefSeq and is a predicted model, not a curated record.
GGCGCGGAGCACCGGACGCCGAGAGCGCGGAGUAGAGCAGCGCCGACUGGAGAGAAGUGGGAGAGAAGAAUCGCGCCGUCCCAGCCCGCCCGCCAGCGUCCACGCCUCUCCUGCACCCUUACCUCUGCCGGCCCUUGCCGGACUCGACUGGCGGCCAUGCAGCCCCGGGGCUGAGGCGGCCCCAUGGCGAAACCCGCGUCCCCGCGGUCCCGGCAACGACGGCGCAUGGAGAACUUCCGUAAGGUGCGCUCCGAGGAGGCGCCGGUGGGGGACGGGGCCGAAGGGGGCGGCCUGAGCUCCGGCCCUUUCGCGGACCUGGCACCGGGCGCCGUGCACAUGCGGGUCAAAGAGGGCAGCAAGAUCCGGAACCUGCUGGCCUUCGCCACCGCCAGCAUGGCGCAGCCAGCCACGCGCGCCAUCGUCUUCAGCGGCUGCGGUCGGGCCACCACCAAGACCGUCACGUGCGCCGAGAUCCUCAAGCGCCGCCUGGCGGGCCUGCACCAGGUCACGCGGCUGCGCUACCGGAGCGUGCGCGAGGUGUGGCAGAGCCUCCCGCCCGGGCCCACGCCGGAUCAGAAGCCUGGCGACCCGGCUACCAGUCUCAGUGUACUUAAGAACGUGCCCAGCCUCGCCAUCCUACUUUCCAAGGAUGCACUGGAUCCGCGCCAACCCGGCUACCAGCCCCCGAACCCCCAUCCUGGCCCCUCAUCCCAGCCGUCGGUGCCGACGACCAAGAGGAGCCUUGGGGAACCCGCAGCUGGAGAAGGCUCCGCGAAGCGGUCACAACCUGAGCCAGGUGCUGCGGAAGAGGACCGGACGGCCUGAGAACUCCCGGCUCUGGGCCACCUAGAUGGACUGUAUCUUACCCCCAGCGCCUCGACUUUGAGACGCACCUCCAGCCUUUCACGCCUUAGUACGCUAGAGCCCACAACUGAACACAGCUCCUCAGACUGGCAGCGUGGACCCCAAGGCGACAAGGGAGGGACCCCAGGGAAGCUUCGUGGGGUGGUUACUCCUCCACCUGUGUAUUGCCUGAAGACGCAGAACUCCACCUUCAGCUUUUCUGAGCCAUACUGGGACCUUCUUCAGGGAAGGAAUGGUGGGCAGGGGGACUCGAGCCUUGCUCAGGGACCCCCAGCAUUCAGGUGGGGGGCUCCGAGUGUGGAAGCCGAGGAGAGCUCUUGAAUCACCCCCACCGUUGGCAGCAGAGGGCAAGGGGUGAGAAACUGAUUGCUUGAGGGCAGGGGAGUCUGAGUUGUGGGGGGUCCUAUCCUGCCCAUCACGGCAGGACACAGUUUCUUUUCUAGUUUUCCUUCCCCUGCUUUUAAGGAUCAUCCUAGGAUCAUGGUGGCAGGAGGCAUCUCCAUGGGCUCUAGCUCUUUCAACGUCCUCCCUUCCCCAAGCUGGCCCAGAGGGAGAGACCCAGGACAAGUCUCCAUGCCUCCUCCCCUGAGCCCCACAGCUAGAGUCUUGCUUCCAAUAAAACAAACAGAAAAAUGG